This is a messenger RNA of Tachysurus fulvidraco (yellow catfish), 5988 nucleotides long. It is a transcript of the gene znf821, whose product is annotated as zinc finger protein 821. The transcript has 6 exons. Lineage: Eukaryota; Metazoa; Chordata; Actinopteri; Siluriformes; Bagridae. Gene Ontology annotation, cellular component: nucleus. Bases 477 to 1745 code for a protein of 422 amino acids. The record is from RefSeq and is a predicted model, not a curated record.
GCAGUGAAUGGCUGCAGAGCGACUCGGAGCUUCUCAGUGAGGAACAUCUGUUAUACGGAUCGGCGUUUUUUUUAGCUUAUUUUACGUCGCUUUUUUACCCGAAAAUGAAGUGAAAUUUAGAUGCUAGAUGUGUGAACAGUGUGAGGUUGAAAAUGAGCCGAGAAAGGAGUCGGUUCUGAGGUAAUAUUCGGUGUUUGUUCGGUGUAAUGAGAUGAAACCGGCUGCUGAGAUUAGCACUGAUCUGAGAUCUCAUUCUCUUCUGCACAUCACUGGCUUUAUUCUUAUGUGGAUUACGAGACAAGCGAAUUAAUACACUGUGUGUGAUCGAAGAGAGGAGGAAGAAGAGGAAGAGGAGGAGGAAGAAGGAGGAAGAGGAGGAGGAUAUUUUUCUUUCCAGCUGGGGAAUGAUAAUAUGUCAAGACGAAAACAGACCAACCCUUUUAAAGUGAAUUGUAGGUAUCACAGGGCCGUUUCACAUGACAGGCUUCUCUGGCCUACAACACGCUUCGGAGAUGGAGGCGAAAGAUGACUUUGCUGAAAACACCGCAUGCCACAGCGCCGGCUGCGGAGACCUGGACGAGCAGGACGUCAGCACCGAUGAAAGCGACAGCGACCUGGACAAAGAGAACUCCUCCGGUUCUUCUGCCGACGACAACAUGGCCUGUCACAAGGCGAACCAGUGCAACGUUCACGGCGGAAGCAUGAAGGAGGAGAGCGAGAGGGAGUCGGACCUGGGGGGGAAUUAUUCAUGUCCCAUCUGUACCCUGGAGUUCGGCAGCCCUGAUCAACUCAUUGCACAUGUCUACCAGCACACGUCAGCGGUGGGCGGCAGUAAGAGUUACGUGUGUCCGGUGUGUGGUCGAGCUCUCAGCUCACCCGGCUCUCUCGGUCGUCACCUCCUCAUUCAUUCAGACGACCGACUCUCCAACUGUGCCGUGUGUGGAGCUCGCUUCACCGACACCAACAACUUCAACAGAGAAAAGCUAAAAGAGUUCCUCAGUGCCAGUGAUUUAGAGAGCAGCAGUGGAGAUCAGACCUGCUCCAUGGUCCAGUCUGUGUCUGAUGGUCACAUGUCCAUCCACAGCGUCAAUCACGGAGCGACUGCAGGCCCAGGCUUCCCCCCGCUCCCGGGCAGCCUCCUGUCCUCUGGAUCUGCUCUGCCCUCUUUCCCCGACAGCCUCAACCCACUUCCUGACUUGUUAAACCCCAUGCCCGUGUAUCCGGCAGGUGUGCUGCUGGUGUGUAACAGUUGUGCGGCGUACCAGCAUCUUGCAGACAGUCCGUCUUCUGCCAUGAGGAAUUGGGUGUCGCGGCGCAGGAACGAACCGACCGACGUACGGAUGCAGCGGCUGGAGCGCGAACGCGUGGCCAAGAAGAGCAAGCGUGAGCGCGAGACGCCUGAGGAACGUGAGCUGAGACGGCUACGUGACCGCGAGGCUAAGCGAAUGCAGCGACUGCAGGAGACGCAGGAACAGCGAGCACGACGGCUGCAGCGAGACCGCGAGGCCAUGCGCCUCAAACGUGCCACUGAGACGCCUGAAAGGAGACAAGCACGGCUGGUGCGUGAACGAGAGGCUAAGAGACUCAAGCGGCGACUCGAUAAGCUCGAACCGGCGCUGCGCGCACAGAUCGAGCACGAUCCCGCCGCCGUGGCCGCGCUCACCGCCGACGUGAACCUCUUCCAGUUCCCAUUCCCCGUCCCCGUCUCCUCCAUGGACAACGGGCUGUUUAUGAAACUUCCCUAAUCCGACUGAAACGCACACGGACUGGCGAGCGCAUCAGAUUUCUUCUCAUGUGCAAUAAGAUCAGAUUCUUAUUAAGACUGCUUUGAAAUGGUCACAUGAUCACUGGUCAGAAGCUCUAGGUUUAUUUAUAAGCAGGUGACGUUUGAUCGGAGGUGAAGGUAGAGAUGCUAAGUCUAAUGAGUGGGGGGGUGGAGGGAGACGGACCUUCCCUUUGCAGAAUUCUAUUUAUUUUUCUGGUGAUUUAGAGCGUCAGUAGCUGUGCUGUUUUCACCUGAGCACAAACAGACACUCCGUUAUUUAUACACGACAGCAGGGUAAAGACGUUUCGUGUCCCUGCCUUAGGAACAAGCAUGUUUUAGAGAUUUAGUUUGCAUGUGGGCCUACAUUGAGGAGGAAGAGAUGUGCAGCCACGCCCUCGCAAGCCCCGCCCUCUAAUUGGCAGGAGUUUACCUGUAGCUAUGACUCCUCCUCCCUGCUGGAGCUCCGAUCCACAGAUUCAACUACCUCGACUCUGGACUGCUCUGUGCUCGAACCUCUUCUGUCUGGACUGCAGGGACUCGACACACGCUGUCUCUCCCUCUGUCUCUCUUUCUCUCUCUCACUCACACACACCUACAGACACACACGAAGGAACACAGUGGUGUUGGUGCAAAGCUGCUUCCAUAACGAUGUCGUAGUAACCGUCAGAAUUAUGUACUAGAACGUAGUCAUAAAUCGACCAAUAGGAGACAGUUGUGGGCGGGACAUCAGGCAAAACGCCCAAAAUUAUCUUACUACACUGAAAUUCCUGAAAUAUUGCAUAUGACUUUACACUGAAACGUUGCGUUCGCAUAAAAACGAUGACCAGGUAGCAGUCAAAGAUUUAUUUUUUAAACAAAUAUUUGCAAAUCGGUGCCGUUUACAGGUCGUGUAUUAUGCAGCGCCCUCUAGUGUCCUAUUCGUUUUUUUCCUUAUUAUUUCUUCUUUUACUUUUCACUGUUUACACCAUACUAUGCUGCUGAAUCCUGGAUUCUGAUUGGUCAGAAGGUGUUGAUUCGUUAUCUUUAACAGAAGCGCAGAUUUAUAUUAAUGCGCUUGUCCUGAUACAGAUCGCCGACCGCGACUCGGACGGCAGACGCCGUACUGAUGUUAAAGGCACGUUAGGAGACGUUUCUUCAGCGUCUACGGAAGGAGUCUCCGGUGUCGGUGUUUUGGAACAGUCAGGAAGUGAAGCUGGGGGUUCGAUCGUCAUUGUGAAAGCAGCUUUAUGCACCGCUACGUUCUUUCUGAGUUCGUGCUCUUCCUCUCUGAAAAGAGGAAAUGCCACAGACACACACACACACACAAUGUCUAUGCUAAAACCAUGGAAACAGCAGUCCACUCUGAACUCUUUGGCUUGUGGUAAACUCGAAACCUCUGUACUGAUCUACAGAACAAACACACACACACACGGGUUCCUUCUUGUCUCAGGGAUGUCGAGGGUGAUGCGGUUUGUCCUCUCAGCCUGAGAGAGAAGAGAAAAGAAGAGGAGAGGAACGAAGAGAAGCAGCUUUUCUCCUCUUCCUCUUCCAUCUCCUCUUUCACGCUGCGUUCGAGACCGUCGAGAGAAACACUGCCUGGUCCUCGCUCUCGCUCUCACUUUCGGUUAUUUCCUCCACGCCGACCUGCUCCGCUGCUUUCUCUCACUUCUACACCUUGACCGGCUCCGGCUCUCUGUCUGCGUGCUCGUGAACUCUCUUAACGCAGUUCUAGUCCAGUCUCUGUAGACACGAUCGAUGCUAAACGAAUGCUGAUGUUGCCUUCGUCACUGGAGAUUUUUUUUAAUGUUCUGCUUUUAUAUCGACACAGGCAUGAUGAGUUCUGUUUAAAAUGAUUGUUAUUAUUAUUAUUAUUGUUGUGUAGAAAAAACCUUAGAUUGCAUGAAAGUCGGGGGAAUGCAGAUCUGAGCGCGUUUGUGUCGGACGGACGAUUCACUGGAUUUCGAUGCAUUUCAUCAACAGUUGAAUAAACGUAUAGAUAUUUAUUAAAGCUGCUGUAAGCAACGUAAACUGCUGACGAAGGCCACGCCUUUCCCUAACGACAGAAUUACCAAUUGCAGAUAUAUUAUUCCCAUCGUAUAUGAUUUUCUUAUACACGAUAAGAACCAUUUUUUUUAAUUACAGAAUAAUCAAACCAAGUUAAAACCUUUAUAACCCUGCUUUAAAUUCAGCUACACUAGCUAGCUAACAUCCUCACAUCUGACUAGCGCUACACAGAGCAGUCGUCACCGAAACGGCAAAAAAACAGAGCUAGCUAAAAAAAAAAAAAGCUAUUAAACAGUUCGCUAAUCCACACCGAGCCAUCUAGCUGUAACCGGGAUGAAUUUUUUCCCACCUUCCUUCCUUCCUGACCACCGUUCUUGUACCGGAACUUUCCGAUUUCGCGCUUUCGACUUCUAUCCCUCGCUAGCUGUCAGUCUUAGCGACGGCCGUCCGGAUGUAAAUAGCCGAAGUGUUCUUAAGAGUCGAUUACAGCAGCUUCGGGUCCUGUUUACACGAGUCGAACUUCUCCACACCUCCUUGAGAGAUACCUCUGGAAUAACAGGGUCACGGAAUACGUUCUGCUUUACUGGAUACCGUAUGGAUUUAUACUCUUUCCUCCAUUCCGAUUCUUUAUUCCAGUAAUGGGGGGGGACGACACCUCUGACAUGCCAGAUGUAGUUUACAGACGAUUGUGACGAGUGUUUUAUUGUGACGAGUGUUUUGUUUGUUUGUUCUGGAUGGAUGAUGAAUACUUGGGUAAAAUAUCACUAUGCAACGAUUCUGUACUUCAGACCCUGUAAAUCUGGACACUUUGUAUUUGUUACUAUGCAGCUGAAAGGUGAUGAAGGUGAAAGGACAAGGGAUUGUAUGCAGCAAGCAAACAAACACACACACUUUGAUGUAUAAUCUUGAAGCCCAUGUGUUUUGUGGAAACACGAGUUUUGAUUGAUGGUGUAAAACCUAAGCUUGUCUUCUUAUGAUGAUGAUGAUGAUUAUUUAAAUAUCUUUCGUAUCGUCCGCAGUUCCUGGGCUCCUAAAAUAAAAAAGUUCAAGCUUGGAACUCAUUAAAAUGCCCUUAUAGGGUUAGUUCUGUCCUGAGCUCACAGGUUCUCAGCCCUGCUCCUGGAGAAGCCUCCUGUCAUGUAGAGCGCUCGAACUUCUCUUCACUUCGACUCUGGUGUUAAUGAGCUGAACGUCUGGAAAAAUAUCUGAAGGCCUCUAACGAGAACGACGUGACGUCACCAUGGAGCGAAAGUCGUUUCGGCGCAGGAUAAGUCGUUUAUUCCUACAGCGACAGCAUCGUAACGCCGCCACCUGCAGCACCGGAGGAACCGUACAGCAGAGAAGAGAUGAUCGAUUUUGCACAACUGAAAACUUUUAACUUUAUAUAUAUAUUUUUUUUAUAUUGUUAUUAAUCACAUAUAACUAAAAUCCUCCUGUUCUCACGACGAUCUGGAAUCCAAACACCCAAAGGUCCCGUUCUGACGAGUCCACACUAUUGUUCAAAAGAAAGACCAGAGAUUUUAAGAAACACAGGGUUUAAUGAGUGAUGGGUGGGGGGGUGGGGGGUUUAUUGUUAUUGAAUGCAUUUAUGAUGAAAUUUGACACGUGCAUGAUGCUAUUUUAGACGCUUGUGUUCUGUUCUCUGCCUGCUUCGUUCUUUAGCUCUGUAUUAAGGGACCUAACGAUAAAUUGACUUUUUUUUUUUUUUAAAUAUAUAAUAUUUUGGUUAGUAUUUCAGGAGAAGAACGCUCUUGACCACGUUUACAAAACACGUCUACAAACGCCAAAACGACUCCCGUGUCGGCUUCCACGUCUCGCAGACGCACGCCUUCCUACGUAUUUGGUCGAAUCUGCUCGACCGGAGCCUCCCGUUUCUCGGAGCGCUCGUCCAACCGGCUGAGGGACACGAGCACGUGGAAAUGAGACAGAAGCAAAUAAGAGGGAGGCUGCGUUUCAUCUCGCCCUUACAGAAAGCCAUUCUCUGUUACUGGAUUAACAGAUUCAAAUGUCAGGAUGAAACUGGGAUCAAUAAACGUUGACCUUGCUGCAAAACAGUGUGUGUGUGUACGUGUGUGUGAGUGAGAGAGAUUCUUUAAAAACAGAAGCUUCUCACCUACAAAGCUCCAACGCCUCCACGUCGUCUCGUCUCGGCUAAACAGGAAAAGAAUUCUACAGCACCUUUAACUGAAACUAUAAACAAAAAGUUAUCAUGAACAGAAUUAAAUUCAGUCCCUGCAGGA